UGCCGGAAAUGUAUUCGAAGAAGAAGAAGAGAAAGGAAGCGAACAGAGCAAGAAGACCAACUUGGCGCUUUUUGGAUGAAGAAUAUAAUUAAUACUGAGCAACAAAAUGGACUGCAGCUCAGCUGGCGUGCCCACUGAUGUGGCCCAAGGCUCUGCAGGCAAUGACAGCUCCAGCUCUGAAGAUUUUGUACCUCUCUCGAAACUCCUGGCGGACCCACGUCAUGAGCGGAAACAGUCACCUGAGAACAGACGCAGCCUAAUCCUCAGCUCCAGCAUUAAAUCAAAAAAGGACAGAAGUGAUGACUCCUCAGAUGACGAACCUUUGAUAAAGAUGAAAACAGCUUCUGCACCAGCUGAGAAGCCAGUGACUAAAGACAACACUCCAACCAGCUCUAAUGGCACAAACAACAAGAAAGCAGAUUUAAAUACAGAUGAGAGCUCUGACAAAGAGCCUGUCAUAAAAAUUGCCAAAAUGUCGUCCAAAGCCUUGAAGAAGCCCUCCUCAGUGCCUCCAAAAACAACUGUCAAUACAAAGAAGAAAGAAUCCCUGGAGGACGAAGACAGUUCUGAUGAUGAGCCUCUGAGUGAACUUGCCAAGAAACUUCAUUCCAAACGUCAGAAAAAGGAAUCUGUCGUGACACCUAGAAAAGCAACCCCAGUUAUGAAAUCGAAAAGGAACGCAGCAAGGAAAACGGUUAAAUAUGCAGAGUCUUCCAGUGAGGACUCGGAGGAUGAACCACUGGCAACAAUGAAGAUGAAGCUGACAAAGGCUCCUAAAGAGAAAAAGACUUCAGCAAACAGCAAGAAAACUAAACCAAAACUUAAAGGCAGAUCACUAAAAGACAGGAGCUCGAAUGAUGAUGAUGACGAUGAUGAUGAUGAUGUGUCUGUGGUGAAUCUUACUGCCAAGAGGAAACAAGUGAAGAAAAACACAAAGAUGACAGCAGUAUCACAAGUCAGUACGUCAGGAAAAAGACAAGGACUUUGUGAUGAAAGCUCAGAAGAUGAACCUUUGAUUAAUCUUGUGAAAAGGAACCGCACAGACAAACAAACCAAAAGGAAGGUUUCAGGUCAGAAGAAAAGGAACAUGACUACCAAAAAGCCAAGAAAGAGGCUCGUGGCAGGGUCAUCAUGCAACAGUUCAGAUGACGAGCCCUUAAUCAAGGCAGCUAAACACCUACAAGUGACCAAAACCCUGAGAAUAAUACUGACGAGGUGUGAUGGUGAAGGGACUGGAGCAACACGAAGCCUGAACAGAAGCAGUGCAGACGCAACAAUCGCUGACAAGACCUUGACCGAGGUUUCUGAGUGCUCAGAGGAAUCGUCAGAAGAAGAAUAAGCAGAUGAAACAAAGCUGCGACAGUAUUGAAAAUGUCUUAUCGUUGUUUCCGUUCACCUUCUGGACCGGGACCUUCAGACCACCCAGUGGCUCCAGGUUUAAAGGACUAUCAAAAGUGUAAACUCCUCAGAGAGACAACUCCUGAUAAUUACAUUUGGUGUACAUGUAAAGUGCAUUUUAUGUACAUGACAUAGAUGUUAAUUUAAAGUGUUAGUAUUCUUGCUCCUGUUUGGGGUCAAAUUUUGUAGGCUCCUGAAAGAUUUUAUGCAGUCUUUGAUGUUAUUUUCCUCUUUGUGCCCAUUAUUUGCAUUGGCCGCCUCUUCUGUUUUUAUUGUUUGUUUGUUUUUAAAAAGAGAAUUCAACACUCAUCGAUAUUACACUGAAAUUACAUUUGUGCUUUUAUAUUAACUGCACACACAGCAUGCGGCAGUGAAAACAUGUUGUGUUGGAUUAGAUGCUGUCAAAUUCACUAUGAAG
Messenger RNA from Scatophagus argus, 1816 nucleotides. Its product is annotated as nucleolin 2-like. The transcript has 10 exons. Bases 107 to 1339 code for a protein of 410 amino acids. NCBI's taxonomy places the organism in Eukaryota, Metazoa, Chordata, Actinopteri, Scatophagidae. The record is from RefSeq and is a predicted model, not a curated record.